This is a messenger RNA of Racocetra persica, 503 nucleotides long. The record is from the annotation of a GenBank genome assembly. Lineage: Eukaryota; Fungi; Glomeromycota; Glomeromycetes; Diversisporales; Gigasporaceae.
CAAGUAUAGAAGAGGAGAUUAAAAAAGCAAAGUAUGCUUAUUGGAAGACACAAAUUCCAUUGACAUCGUCUGCCGCUACAUUACCGCAAACAUUAUUUCCCGAACUCGAUAAAGCUUUGAGUCGGUUUAUUACACCUGAAAUACAAAAAAUUCAGCGUGCUGAAAUUAAAAGUUGUCUAAAUUAUCAUGUAUCUGCUAUCACAAAAGAUGAAAUGAUUAAAUAUCAAGAGGAUGAAGAGUUAGUAAACAGCCUAGCCAAUGAUGAUAAUGAGGAGAUGUACAGUAAUAGCUUAGACAAUAAUGAAGAAUAUGAAGAAACUAAUUCAUUAUCUGAUAUAUCUCUUCAAAACCCAAAAAAAUGUAAGGCAAAAGGACGACCAAAAAGUUCUAAACGAAUCAAGCGAUCAGAGGAAUUGAAGCCGGCAAAACGUCAAAACCAAUGUGGGAAUUGUGGCGAGUACAGGCAUAAUAGGUCUAAAUGUUCAAAAAAAAAAAAUACUUAA